Messenger RNA from Penicillium diatomitis, 615 nucleotides. RefSeq names its product GNAT family N-acetyltransferase. The record is from RefSeq and is a predicted model, not a curated record. NCBI's taxonomy places the organism in Eukaryota, Fungi, Ascomycota, Eurotiomycetes, Eurotiales, Aspergillaceae. The transcript is spliced from 2 exons. Bases 1 to 615 code for a protein of 204 amino acids. Gene Ontology annotation, molecular function: acyltransferase activity, transferring groups other than amino-acyl groups.
AUGGCGGAAUUACCCGUGCCAAAUCAAGUGGUCUAUGUCGCUGAAAUUCCUGAAUCAUUGGAGUCAAUUGACAGCGAGCGUCUGCUUCUUCGUCCGAUCGGUCUCGAGGAUGCGGCUGCCAUUCUUGCCAUCCGCUCAAGGCCUGAAGUGGCUAAAAACAACCAUCCAAAGGCCCCCUUCAAGUCACUGGAUGAUGUUCACGAAUGGAUGGCCAGUAAAAUUUACAGCCAGGGGCCUGCCGAGCUCCUCGGGCGAACUUUCAAUUUUGGAAUCCUCGACAAAUCUAUUCCUCAAUCACAAGAACAAUUGAUUGGAUACGUGGGCGUGAACUGCCUGGUGCCAUGUCCCAUGCUGGGUUACUCUCUGCUGCCCGAAGCCUGGGGCAACGGAUUCGCAACGGAAGCACUGCAGCUUGUGAUCAAGAAGUGGUGGGAGCUCCCUCGACGAGCGGCAAGUGAUCAGACGGACGGUCCGGAAAGGAUAUACGCCAUCUGUGAAAAGGUGAAUCUUGGAAGUUCGGGAGUGCUGCGGAAGUGUGGGUUUGAACUUGUUGCCGAAGGGUUCUUUGAAGCCGACGAGUUGCAAUUGUGGGGACUUGAGAAGCCGCCUUCAUGA